CUCCGUCUGGUGGUUGAGAGGUCUGUUCUUGGGUGUCCCGACAUCAUAAGAAUUUCGUUGCCAGAAAGGGGGAGGAGGUGGAGGUGGUUCCGUGAAGAAGGGCAAUGGGAGGAGAAGGGAAAGGAGUUAGACAGUACUGAAAGGAAUUGGUGGCAGGCGUUGGGAGGUGGUAGAAGAGGGCGGCCAGGGAAGUGAGUGAGAGGGUAAUAAACAAUGGAGCUGCCAGGGAGUGGCACGGCCACCGAAGGCGAGGCGGGCCGGGGCCGCGACCUCCGCACGUAUUCGUUGACCUCCUUGCAGAUCGGGGACAUGACUUCAUACCACAGCACCUUGUUUAUAUACGUCUCUCAUAUCCUGCAGAAGCUUAUAUUUUUUGUGGAUAAUAGUCCAUGGACGGAUGAUGGGCCUCGAUCGAAAUCUGUGGAGGUUUGGCAGUAUCUUCUCAUGCAGUCUAGAAGAUCCCCUUUUGUUAAUUGGAAACUCGAGAGAGCGCGGAGACAUCGGAUCAAGGAAGAAGAGAAGGCCCUGCUGAAAGAGCUGGAAGAUUCAGCGGGAUGGGAAUGUCAAAGGCAGAUGUCGCAAGCAAAGCUGAAGGCUAUGGGGCGCAAGAUAGUUGCGUAUGUGAAGGCCAGAAAGAAGCGGGCAUCUCAUGGCCUGUAUGGAUGUGUGGUAUUUGAAGUCGACUGGGACGACUUCCGUGGCAUCAAUUAUGUGAAUGAGCUGCAAGCUCCAGUGUUCUUUGCGAUAGAAGCAAGGACUGUGCAGAAAAGGGAGUUUGAUGAUUUGGGCGAGGCUUACGAGUACUACAUGGCAAAAGAAGGACCAGAGGAAGAGGACGAGGAAGGAGAUGAAGAUGAAGAUGGCGAGGACGAUGAUGGUUAUGAUGAGAAAGAGGAUGAUCCGGAUGGCGACAAUUGUAGUCAUGAUGGUGAUGAUGAGAAUGUACUGUAUGAUGAGGACGAAGUAGAGGAGGAGGAAGAGGAGGAAGAGGAGGACCGGAGGGAUGAACGCACUUGGGAGGAUGAGCAAGACGAGGAAGAGGUGGCAAUGCAUCAUGAGGAGGAACGAUUGUGGGGCCGUUGUGAGGAUAGACAGGGCAGGUGGGCAUGUGAACAGAGAAGAGGGGAUGCUCGGGCACAGUUAAGUGGAGUGAGCGACUGCUCUAUCUCAGGGCAGAGAGCAAGAUCAAGUGAUGGAAGGGGCGUUGGGGGGCUCCCUCGUGUUUGUAAUGCUGGGGAUAUGUCUGUGGUGAGUACUCCAUGUUCUGUUGGGUGGCCGUUACGCUUGAGUUCACAUGUAGACGACGCUGGCCACUCAGGGGCUAUAGGGAUUAGCGAAGUUAGGGAUUGUAGAUCUCAGGAUAGGAGGGCUAUAGCUGAUAGAGUAGGUGCUAGAGAGGGUGUUUUAGCUUCAAAUAGUUGUAUAGGAGGUAGUGAAGGGUUCACGGGCAGAGGGAAGUUCCUCUCUGUGACAUCCAGACAGAGCCAAUGCAUUGUUGGCAAAUCUCAUCUUGAGACUGGGGGUAAUCAAAGGGCGCCGAGUGACAUUGGAUGGUAUUCUGAAGCCCGACAGGGGAUGGACAGUUCAAGCCGGAGAGAGAGUGGAAGUGGUUGGGAGAGAGAUGAUGAAGGAGACUUUGAUGAUGAGAGGGAUUGUAUCGAGUCUGAUCCUGAAUUGUUCCUCACCCCUCCAUCUUCCCCACGGGGUUGGAUGCAGUCUGAGGCAAGUGAAAGGAAUGACGCAUGGGGAUGUUAUACCUUGAGGCGCCGAAGGCGGUCGCGCGAGUGUCGAUCUCCAGUCUCUGACGGUUGUGUCUUGGGCAAUGGACGAUCAGCACAACAGUGGUUUCCUCCAGGAGUUCGUGAAAAAACGGGGCAAAGAGAAGCAAGGGAUCGCACCAUGGAGCCUGAGUUUUCUUUUGAGUAUAGGAAGGGUGGGAAAACUGUAGAUAUGAGCCUAUGUCCAUCCAGGUCUGUUGGGGGAGUAGGGGGACUGUCUGUACAAAAUCAUGAUCCCAGGAGUUACUGUAGCAUGCGAACACGUGGAUGUAAUGACAGAUAUGGGGGUUUGCCGGGGUUGCGGGGACAGGAUGAAGUAAAAUACCCUGCAGGUUGCAGUCCAGAUGAAGAGACAGAGAGUGAUCAAGUAGGGAACGAGCAGUCGACUGAUGAUGGUGAUGAGUGUGAUGGUCCAGACCAAAGCGGAGAGGAAGAUGAGGAGGCGAGCGACGGUUCGGCGAAGGACAAGAAGUCCGGUUCCUCUGCAACAGCUUCUUUAUCAGCAUCGAGGGAAUGCUCUGGAUGCUUAUCUGGCUCAGUAUCUGAUUCGCUCGUCUCCGUCUCGUCAACGGCAAGCUCGGACGCGCACACACAUCUUCCUACAGAGAUCCCACAAUCUUGUUUUGUGGAGUCUGGAACUGUCACAGGUGAUGUGGCUGAUGUGUACAAGGAUAUGCUCAUCGCGGUUCGGUUUGAGGAUCCUCUGCUGCCUGUGGAAUUGCAGCAAAUGAUCACUCAUGACCAGAAGAGGUUAAAGAUGCUUGAAUCUGGUCUUCCAUCGUGGGCGAUCUUUUGCCAAUCCUAUCCGUUGACACGCAACCUGUACCGACCAUGGAUGCGCGCACUGUCGGUGUACAUAUUCUUUCUGAUUUCGCUGACGACUGUGUUGAUUGGAUUCUAUGAUCUUUACAAGAACGUGCCAGUGCUGAAGGAGGCCUUACACCGUGUAUUUGGCCCCUUAGUGGAGUGGGUGGAUGCGUGGGAAGUGGGUUCUCGACUCAAGUACCUGGGGACAAUGCUGUUCCUGCAGAACUGCCAGAAGGCCUUCAGGUGGAUUAUGACUUUGUCAAGGGGUCUUAUGGAAGUGACAGAAUUUUUGCUGAAGCCUCUGGAACGACCAAUAUGGCUCCUAAGUGAGAUCAUGCUCCUUCCAGUGUGGAACAUGUUGGUGGAGUUUUGCCUGGAUGUAUUUGGUCUUGGCUGGUCGACGAUCUGUGCAGUGAAGACUGUUUUAGAGUGGAUACUGAUGGGUUUCUUUGUGCCGCUCUUCGAUGCCGUGAGACUACUCUGGUACUGCGUUGAGGCGCUGGUCUACCCAUUGUUUGCUGCUGUGUGGGCAGUCAUUUCAUUGCCAUUCACACUUGUAUCCUGCUUAGUGGAUAUUCUGGUGGCAUUAUCAGUGGGCAUCUUUGAGGGAGUGAGGUUAAUCUUCUCCAUGAUUGGCACGCUGUCUAGGAUGGCCAUGUCGUUCCGACGCAUAUCAGCUGGAUUAAGCGAGGCCAAAGUUGUUGCAACGGCCAGCCCGUCCACAUGGCGUAGUCUCUACCAGGAGAUAUUUUCCAAGGUGUUUUAUGCAAUCCGAGGAAUUGUGAAUGGUAUCCUGACAUUUGCCCUUGCAUGCAAUCGACAUCGAGUGAGCAUAUAUAACUACGUGGUGAUGAAGUGGCAGUCACUGGAGGAGUGCAUGGUAAUGACAGUCAAUCCAAAGCCUUUGAAACAAGAAACUGGACUGAUGAAGAGAGCUGCCGAUCCUCCCAGCCGAAUUCAGCAGGCAGCACUGCGUCAAGCGGAGCAUAUUCGUUCUCAAAGCCCCCAGUUGAGGAUGGCGCUUCAGGUCGCACCAAGGACAGGCUCUAAGCCUGAUUCUGGAAGGCGGGUGAAUUGUCCAAGUUUUGUCAGUCCUGAGGUAAUGAGGCCCUUAAGUGGUGAAGGACACAGUUUCGGAACUUCUGGUGGCAAUGGCAGUGGUGGUGCUAGCAGCGCUAGGCGCUCCCUCGUGUCUGCAAACAGGGCGGCAUUAAUUGAGCAGAGUCGGGGCAGUCUAUCUGAUUGCAGCCCAGUGCGCUCUCGGGCAAAUUCCGUUGUGAUGACAAAAGCGCGUCUGAGAAGAACAAGGGGUGGCAGUGAUGGUGUGGAGCAGAAGGUUCUUGACACUGUGGCUUUUGAUGAUCACAGACGACUUGCGCCUUCAGGUUUUGUUAUCCCUGAGCGAGUGGGCCGAAGUGAGCAACCAACACAACCACCCUGGGCAUUGGGGAUCCCACAACCAGUGCCCUCUAGUCCUAGGAGUUUGUACAGUGAUGCAGUGCCAGAGCAACCAUCCAUUCCUGGUGACACUGCAUCUCCCUGCUCAUCUCGUUCUCGAUCACCCUCUUUCUCGUCUGUCUCCUUCUCCUCCCACUUCGCCUCUCCUAAUGAGACAUCGUCUUCCUCCUCAACAGGUUCUACGCCAGAGAGGAGACGGCCUUCCAUCCCUGCACUGAGAUUAUCAGUUCCGCAUGUGGUGUCAAGGUCGGCGCCUUCCGUUCCUCAGUCUUUCUCUCGGAGUCAGCCAACUUUCUCUUCUGAACUAGUUCCGGAGCACUGCUUGCCUGCUUUUGUACUUGCGACCGAGGGAGAUGAUGCCAAAGGACAAGGUGUGAUAUCGGUGGAGGAAGCCGCAGCUGGCUGUUCGAUGGGUGAUUCAGGCGGUGUCCCCAAGCUCCUUGGGAAAUUUCUUCAGAAAUCUGUUUUCAACGGUGAGGUGCCGGGUAGAUAUCAUAUCAUCCUAUGUAUGUCCAGUGUUGACAUGGUGCGCAUGUUCACGUCUUCCUCUGCCAGAAUUCAAGUGGGAUAUGAAGAGAAAGGUGUGUUAGCAGUAGCGAAAUGAUUGCUUGCUUGGAAGGAGUGUUUUCGCUUUUCAGAGCCCACUUCGAUUCGGUAGUACACCACAACCAGGCAUGCUCUUCUGGUUAGUAGACGGAAAUCGACAAAGAGUUUCCCAUAAGCAGACACACACUCGCGUGGAAAUUGAGAGUAUAAUCUGUGUUGCCCACAGUAUUGAUAGCCCGGGCGCGGCAGGGUGUAGAAUGAGGAUUGUUGAUAAGACGUGAACAACAUGGAGAAAUGGAUGCAAUGGGGCUCUUGCCGCCCUUUCCAUCUGGAGGAGGUCAGAUGUGGAGUAACUGCUUUGAGGAAGAAGGGCCUGCGAAGCUAGGCGAAAGGUUGUGCCUUUGGGAAGCGAAGUAUGCACAGAGCGAUCGAUGGUUGGGACGGCCCUUUGCGGAGGGUGGUAAAUGAAGGCAGGCGUAGCUG
This is a messenger RNA of Chara braunii, 5072 nucleotides long. Lineage: Eukaryota; Viridiplantae; Streptophyta; Charophyceae; Charales; Characeae. The record is from the annotation of a GenBank genome assembly.